Molecule: messenger RNA, 919 nt
Organism: Cantharellus anzutake
Lineage: Eukaryota; Fungi; Basidiomycota; Agaricomycetes; Cantharellales; Hydnaceae
Exons: 1
Coding region: 362-853 (163 amino acids)
Source: RefSeq, a predicted model, not a curated record
UCGACAACUUUGAAGACAUGCUACGUAGUUCCAACUUAGUGAGGCGGAUUAGCAAGCAAGUGGCGCACAGCAAUUGAGUUGGUUAUCGCGUCAGGCGGCGUCCACCAGUUUGAAAUUGACCUGAAUUUGAAUCAUCACAAGGUUCCGAGCCAUUCAUCGGCUGUAAUUACAGCGAUUUGGAUGAGGUUGACUAGUUAGUGGAUGAUCAUUGGACUAUGCGGCCCGUCAUUCAAUCGGGCGCGCCGCUUACAUAUUGUUGUAAGGUCGCCCAAGUAUUUAUGAUACCCCGCCGCUCCACAACCACUCAUCGUUGGCUAGUUUUCUUUAUUUAGUAUCUAUCACUUGUCCGACAUUUCUCCUAAUGUCUAACAUCUGUGACUUUUAUAACAGUUGUCGUUACAAUUACAUAGCAUCCCCGCUGAGCUAUGACCGACUCGUGACGAGGACUGGCAUCUCUAGCUUUAAGGCAGAGGUUAUGAUAGUUGGUGAACAAACAAGGAUCGAACAGGUAAGACUUUGGCCGGUUAUUGUCCGCGAGGAAGGACGGCUCGCUGCGAGAUUAAGUAAACAGAGGCAAAUUGCUCCUCGAGAUGGAAACGAGCCAAACGAAAAGAAUCAUCUCAAGACCUUUGCACGGACGAGUAACCUUGGGGAAAUGCGCCUGGUUCCAAUGGAAGGGACUUCACGGAGCAUCCGGUGCGUAGCAUCAGUUAGGAUUGUAUUCCAAACCAUCGAGCCGUAUUGUAAAUUUGUAAGUAUAUCGAUGCGUGCAUGCUGGGUACACGUUCGCAGAGAGGCCGAGCACUGUGGAGUAGGGUAUUCGAAAAAGUAUUGGGUAGUCAGGAACCCAUAAGAACAUCGGUGCAGGAUGCGGUAUACAUGUUUGCAUGUAUGAUAGUCCAUGCACCGCUUAUGUCUA